Schistosoma spindalis is the source of this 1170-nucleotide messenger RNA. NCBI's taxonomy places the organism in Eukaryota, Metazoa, Platyhelminthes, Trematoda, Strigeidida, Schistosomatidae. The record is from the annotation of a GenBank genome assembly.
AUGACUUUUAGACCAUCGGUUGUUUUCCGUGGCAGUUUUUUGGCCACCACAGGGAGACGCAAUGAGUCUAGAAGUCUUGGUUGUCAUCAAAAGUUUCUUCCGCUGGAAAUUCGGGGAUUGAAUGACUUUAAGCCCAGAGACAACAGACAUAUAUCUUUCAAAGAAAAACCGGUCAUUUUGCACGAAAAAUUCAACGAUCUUAUCGAUUGGACAAAUAUUUGGCCAGCUGCUGCUACAUUCCACCAUUCUAUUGUUCCCUUUAGAGUUCGUCAAGGAUUUUGUAAAAAUUUGUCAGAGAACGAAGGGUUGCCGCCUGAAAAGUACGCAAAUGCCGAACUGAUGAAAAUCCCCAACUUUUUACAUCUCACUCCCUCACACAUUAAAAAGCAUUGUGAUGCGUUAAAAAAGUUUUGCACCUUAUGGCCCUCUGGUUUAAGUUCAAAUGAAACAGUUGAGAAGCAUUACCCUGUUGUAAUAGUUAACCGCUCCUACGUAUUUACCUCUUCAAAUAUACGUGACCCUCGUUCCCGUGUUGUAACACUUCAGAUACGCCUUUCUAACCUUUCUUUGGACGAACAUGCUAGACGAAAGCUUUUACGGCUUGCGAUAGGUCCUGGUCCAGGUCGCAAUAUUGCAACAUAUGACUGGAAUACAGAUAUUUUAGAGUUAACCUCAGAGAGGUGUCCAACAUCAAAGCAGAACUCCGAUUUUUUAAUAUAUUUAUUGACAGUUCUUACUAUGGAAUCAAAAAAAACUGAAAAAUGGGAAAUAGAUAAUCCGGAAUAUGAUUGGGUACAAUUUGAUUGGGAUAAAAGUGAAACACGCCGUCGUCUUUUCAACUUACUUUCAUUGUGCAAUAGUGAACAAGCUAUCAAAAAGAAUCAAACAAAAGAAAGUGAUUUCACGGCCGAACUUGAAUCUAAUCCUGCAGUUGUACAGUAUCGAAAAGCAUUAAAAUCUAUAUGGUCUAAAAACGAUAUACUCAAUGGUGACCAAUGGGUUAAACGACCUGAUCCACCUAAAUAUCGACAUGGUCGUCUCCGACCUAUUCGAAAUAUACCAUUCGUGACGGUACCGGGUGCAGAUGAAAUAAAUAAUUUGAAAGAAUACGCCUUAGCAACACGAAAUUUAUUUGGUUUAAAUAGUGAAAUACAACAGUCAAAUUUGUAG